AUGAUAAGUAGUAAACGUAAGUUACUUACGGAAGUUGGAAUAAAAGACAAACAAUCAUCUUUAAAACAUCACAGCUUGAGAGAUUCAAAGUAUGCUCAUAAAACGGAUGAAAAAGAAGGAGAUAAAAGAGCUUUAAGAAGACUUCGGCUUACGUGCGUUUAUGCUUCAAAAAUUUUAACGAUUUCAAGGACGUACCGAAGUGAAUGA
Molecule: messenger RNA, 207 nt
Organism: Clunio marinus
Lineage: Eukaryota; Metazoa; Arthropoda; Insecta; Diptera; Chironomidae
Source: the annotation of a GenBank genome assembly